Lymnaea stagnalis (great pond snail) is the source of this 5785-nucleotide messenger RNA. The record is from the annotation of a GenBank genome assembly. Lineage: Eukaryota; Metazoa; Mollusca; Gastropoda; Lymnaeidae.
CGUCUCCCAAACCACACCUUACCAUUAGAACGGUGAUACGGCGCUGGAAAAAUUUCACUGGGAAAUAAUAGGUCUUACUUGGACCAUAGUUAGUCACUCGCUGGCACUGCGGUGGAUCAAAUCGCGUCUAUUUCAGAGAAGGUCGCUGCCCAUUCAGGACAGAACAGAUCUUCAGCGUUCACCAGUGCGCUUCUACGUUCACCUGUGCAGUUCAACAUCCACCGGUGCAGAUCAACGUUCACCAGUACAGUUCUACGUUUACCAGUGCAGUUCAACGUUUACAGCUCUACGUUCACCAAUAAUUCAGCGUUCACCAGUAGUUCAACAUUCACCAGAGCGCUGCAACGUUCAUCAGUGCAGUUCAACGUUCACCAGUGCACUUCAACGUUCACCAGUACAGUUCAAAGUUAACCGGUUCAGUUCAAAGUUCAUAAUGACGCUGAAAACGCUAAUAUUUUGUCUAUUUCUCCACGUUUCGCACCAGAUACGUAAGUAUUGAAUAAAAAUUUACAGUAAGAAACAUCUAUGAUCAAUUCACCUAUAUAGGUGCGUACAUUUGACAAAAGUCAGUGGCACGUGGCUAUGAAAACGCCCAGGGCCAACCUGGUUAACUACAAGGCCAAACUGUUUAACUCCUAAACCAACCUGUUUCACUCCACGACCAACAUGUUUAACUCCAAGAAAACCCUUUUAAAUCCACGACCAACAUGUUUAACCAACGCGUUUAACUCCAGGGUCAAAUAAUUAGGCUUAAGGGUCAGCCAGUUCAACUCCAGGACCAACCUGUUUAACCAACCUGUUUAACUCCACGACCUACCUCGUAACGUCUAGUAUUGCAAGACAAGGUUUACUCCAGGUGUUUCUAUGACAGUCAGGGGGUCACCGGCCAAAUUAAACAACUUCCAGUGGUCGCCGUUCGCUCCUUGGUGGGAUUCGAUUUUGGAGUCUUAAACAAAAAUGUCGACGACAACUCCUGUCCCACCGGUCAACGUCCUGCACGCGUGACCUGUGUAUAACAUUACACUUUAGGCCGCGACGGGAGGAUGGAAGUAGGAAUCUAAGACGGCCGAGCCACGCUCACAAAUCGACUGUUUAGAGUCAGCGGCGGACGAUUAGAAACAUCCACGAUGAUGAACGAAAUCUGCGGAUGCCCCAAGAGUUCUCGUGCCAAUGUUUCGGGUUGAACCGGUGUCUAGAAAUAACAGGGUCAAAUUGAUGGGCGGAGUUAGACAUGAUUGCAAGGGACGGGAGGGCGCGGUCCAAUAGUAGUUAUGACAUGUAUUUAUGACAUUGAUUUAUGACUAUGCUCAGCUGGAAAUUGAAAAAGCCAAAAAAAGUAUUCUCAGAAAAUCCCUAAGCUGUGUGAUGCACUUUAUUACAAAAAAUAAUAAUAAUAAUCUGACAAAAGGAAAACCUUCCUAAAUUCACACCACGUUGUUAAUGCAUACCUGGUUAGAUAUAAUGUUUCGAAUAUUUACCUACUUCAUACUCCCCCUCCCCCAGCUGACUUCUGCCUCAAGGAUAUGGAGAGUGGACCCUGCCGAGCGCUGCACUCUCGCUACUACUACGACAGUGUGGGCAAGGCCUGCUACAACUUCAAGUAUGGCGGCUGUGGCGGAAAUGAGAACAAUUUCCCCACGAAAGAAGAGUGCGAGGAUAAGUGCAUGGGCGACGCCCUAGUUGGGGUGAGGUGGCCGACCAUCACGAGCAAGUCUAAAGCAGACGGUGAGUCAUGUUUUUCUGUUUUAUUUAAAAAAAAAAAAUUAAAUAGAAUUUCUUACAGGGCAAUAGUUUCAGGACUACAAACCCAGUGUUUAACCGGGGGUAGUUUGUUUUUUAAACCGGGUCCGGGUAUUACAAAAAAAUUUAUCCUCUCCUUUUCUGUAAACAAUAGGCCUACAGAGCGUCCCACACUAUACCUGCCAGCCUUUAAACAAUAGGCCUACAGAGAGUCCCACACUAUACCUGCCAGCCUUUAAACAAUAGGCCUACAGAGAGUCCCACACUAUACCUGCCAGCCUGUAAACAAUAGGCCUACAGACAGUCCCACACUAUACCUGCCAGCCUGUAAACAAUAGGCCUACAGACAGUCCCACACUAUACCUGCCAGCCUGUAAACAAUAGGCCUACAGAGAGUCCCACACUAUACCUGCCAGCCUUUAAACAAUAGGCCUACAGAGAGUUCCACACUAUACCUGCCAGCCUUUAAACAAUAGGCCUACAGAGAGUCCCACACUAUACCUGCCAGCCUUUAAACAAUAGGCCUACAGAGAGUCCCACACUAUACCUGCCAGCCUUUAAACAAUAGGCCUACAGAGAGUCCCACACUAUACCUGCCAGCCUUUAAACAAUAGGCCUACAGAGAGUCCCACACUAUACCUGCCAGCCUUUAAACAAUAGGCCUACAGAGAGUCCCACACUAUACCUGCCAGCCUUUAAACAAUAGGCCUACAGAGAGUCCCACACUAUACCUGCCAGCCUUUAAACAAUAGGCCUACAGAGAGUCCCACACUAUACCCGUGGCUCUUUAUUGGCUAAUAUAAUAGUUGCCUCUGAAAAAAUUCAACCUUUUUAACUGAGUUUAACCUUCACGCAUGACGCUAGCUGCUUGACAGUGUUUUUGUCUCCACUAAUUACUAUAAAAAGGUUUAGAAGGGGGGGGGUGUGAAAAGGAAGCAGCCACAUCAGAAGGGAUUACAAACACCAAUGGAAAGUAGGGGGGGGGGGCACUGAAUAGAUUUGGGUUACAUUUAGCCAUCAUUCUAUCCUUUCAUCUUACCCCCUUCACUCUCUUUCCCCCCCCCUCCUCUCUCUUUCCCCCACUCUCUCGAUCACUCUCAAUUUUUAAGUUCCACGAUGAAAUAGGCCGAAAUAUCCCAUAUCAUCCAUUUCACAACAAAAAAUAAUACUGUUUGCCACAUAAGAUACUUUGGUCACACAAGAUACUUUGGUUACACAAGAUACUUUGGUCACACAAGAUACUUUGGUCACAUAAGAUACUUUGGUCAAACAAGAUUUUUUGGUCACACAAGAUAAUUUCUGUCACACAAGAUACUUUCUGUCGCACGCGACUCCUGUCUUUUUUUUCCCCCAGCCCCUUACUGUUACCUCAAGUCCGACAGCGGCAACUGCAAGGAGUCUCAUACCCGGUACCACUACGACCCGUACUCCCGCCACUGCUACACGUUCCACUACAGCGGCUGCGGCGGCAACGACAACAACUUCGACACGCGGGAAACGUGCGAGAGGAGCUGCACCCAGGUCAAAACGUUAGGUGGAGCAGUCCCCGAACCGAAAGGUGGGUGGCGCGGGGGGGGGGGCUGGGGGUCGGGGGGGGUGGGGGGUGGGGGGGGGGGUUAUUUGACACCGACACCACCACCGUGCUGUUGAUGGUCAUUUUAUAAGGUCAAAGAUUGUUGAAACUUAAAAUGGCAGACGAGCUCUUAGGUGAGUUCAUCUUACGGCUUAAUUCAACAGUAACUGUGUCCAAUAAACUGGAUUAUGUCACAUUGUAACAAUGAAUUGUGUAACAUUAUAAUAAUCUGAAUUGUGGCAUUGUAAUAAUCGGGAUCUCGGUUUGUAGUAAAGUGGAAUUAAUCGAAUUUUAUUUUUUUUAAACACAAUAACUACCAGGUGAAUAUGAUAUUUAUAGAUUCGAUCAGUCAGUUGGUUACAUGAUCGACCAGCAAUUUGUACACAAAUAAAAAUAUACCAAAAACAGCAUGGCUGCAAGCGCCAUGUGAGUAUUCAAUAAGUAUUCACUUCAAUUCAAACUACUCUAUCAGACGACAUCUGCAACCAGAAGGCGGAGAUCGGAGACUGCAAGGCGAUGCACUUCAAGUACUACUACGACGCAACUUCCGGCGCGUGCACCAACUUCUACUACGGCGGGUGCGGGGGCAACGGCAACAGGUUCAACACCAAGGAGGAAUGCGAGGCCAGGUGCAAACCAGGGACACAGGACACCAAGCAGGGGACAGCCUUAGAUGCCAGUAAAGGUAAGGCCAGGUCAUGUGUCAAGUCAUGGGUUCUGAACCAUUUUUUUGUUUUGUUUGUUUUGUUUUUUUUUUGCGGCGCCCCACCGCCAUAUCUGGCACGGAAAAAAAAAAUUCUUUAAAAAACUGCAAAUAAACUUGAUUUUUCAAUGUCUUCCCGCAACCCACCGACACUGCCUCACGUACCACCAGGGGGUUAAGAACCCCUGCCUUAAGCCCCCCCCCCCCCCCCCCCCCCCCCCCCCCAAAAAAAUUCUUUAAAAAACUGCAAAUAAACUUGGAUUUUCAAAGGCUUCCCGCAACCCCCCGGCACUGCCCCCCGGACCACCAGGGGGGUAAGAACCCCGGCCCUAAACCCCCCUCCCCCCCCCCCCCGGGGUUACACAUUUUAAUUGAGUUCGUUCAAUAACUUUAAAUUAAGUAACAGCCACUGAAGACUGAAGACAGUAUUUAAAUGUAAAUAAUUUCACGCCUGAACUCUAAGCCUAAGCCGUCCAGACAUGCAUGCAAGCGUCGCAAAUAUGGCGUCACUUUUACUACUGUAAACAUCUAACAUCUUCGAGCUGGGCGCCACGUGAAUGAGCUGGGCAUCAUGUGAAGCUGGGCACCAUGUGAAUGAGCUGGACACCAUGUGAAACUGGGCACCACGUGAAGCUGCGCACCACGUGAAGUUGGGCACCAUGUGAAUGAGCUGGACACAAUGUGAACGAGCUGGGCACCAUGUGAAUGAGCUGGGCACCAUGCGAACGAGCUGGGCACCAUGUGAACGAGCUGGGCACCAAUUGAAUGAGUUGGGCACUAUGUGAAUGAGCUGGGCACCAUGCGAACGAGCUGGGCACCAUGUGAAUGAGCUGGGCACCAUGUGAAUGAGUUGGGCACCAUGCAAACGAUCUGGGCACCAUGUGAAUGAGCUGGGCACCAUGUGAAUGAGUUGGGCACCAUGUGAACCAUCUGGGCACCAUGUGAACGAUCUGGGCACCAUGUGAAUCACUUUCACUAUCAACUAAUGUGCGCUCUACUGUUUCUAACGAGAAUCUCAACUGACAGGUCACAAGAGUCAAGAGGCGAUUGCCUUUCGAGUGUCCAGAGAGAGAGAGAGAGAGAUGUUUAAAGUCUGAAACCCUCAGUCAUCAGUCCUGUAUGUUUUAGGCUUAUUAUUAUUAUUAUUUAGAAAACCAGAUUUAAGCCUAUGAUACCAUGACCCUCUCUGCACAGGACCCUUGGCCCUUAUCUUAAGCCCUUACUACGCGUCUAGCUCCAGACAUACACUAGCAUUGAUAAGGAGUGUAUUUUAUUAACAAUGUCGGACUUUCACACACUUUACUAUUUUUUUAAUAUCUUUCUCUUUCUCUCUCUCCCUCUCUCUCUCUCCUAUCUCCCUCGGACAGUCAAGGUUUGUUUGAAGGAGCCCGCGACGGGCACGUGCCGGGCCUCCUUGACCAGGUACUUCUACGACCAUAUAACGGGCAAGUGCAGCACCUUCACCUACGGCGGCUGUGGCGGGAACGAGAACAACUUCAUGACAGAGCCGGACUGUGAGUCCGCGUGUGCCGGGGUCAACCUCAAGACACAGCUCCGGUCCGGCGACGGGAAGAACUCCGGUGUGGCACUGACGUCUGACGUAGUGCUGUCACGGGUGUCUUUUGUGCUGUGUUUGUUUUGGAGUGUAGCCUCACGUUUACAGUUGUCUUGAUAUAUGUAACACCACGUGACCCAGGUUUGACACGAUAUAUCCAUAAAACUGUACAGUAAUUCAUGUAUAAUAAAUAUAUUUUUUAUACUUAUUUAAA